Molecule: messenger RNA, 1466 nt
Organism: Ictalurus punctatus (channel catfish)
Lineage: Eukaryota; Metazoa; Chordata; Actinopteri; Siluriformes; Ictaluridae
Gene: daw1
Product: dynein assembly factor with WDR repeat domains 1
Molecular function (GO): protein binding
Source: RefSeq, marked provisional
GAGCAGAAAUGAGACUGAAGCGGCUCCACAUUCGCUACUACCCUCCAGGUAUAAUUCUGGACUAUGAGAAAGGAGGACAGGAGAGAAGCAGAUGCAUCGACCUGCUGCAUUUAAAGCCAGACACUGAUGUGAAUGAGUUGUUAUCAGAAAUCAGAAGAAUUGAGCCAUUAAUCACUGACUCACGUACCGAUCAGGUGAAAGUGCUGAUUCAACGAUUACAGGACAAACUCAGACAACCAGAUGAGCGCAACUUUUACCUGUUCAAGGUACUUCAGGCUCACAUCCUGCCUCUUACUAAUGUCGACUUCAAUAAAUCAGGGUCAAGUUUCAUAACCGGGAGCUAUGACAGAACAUGUAAAAUAUGGGACACCGUGUCUGGAGAGGAAUUGCACACACUGGAGGGGCACAGAAAUGUUGUUUAUGCCAUCGCAUUCAAUAAUCCCUAUGGUGAUAAAAUAGCUACAGGCUCCUUUGAUAAGACCUGCAAAUUAUGGAGUGCCGAAACUGGAAAGUGUUUCUACACGUUUAGAGGACACACAGCAGAAAUUGUCUGUGUAACCUUCAACCCACAGAGUACCCUUGUUGCCACAGGCAGUAUGGACACUACAGCCAAAUUGUGGGAUGUGGAGAGUGGUAAAGAGGUUUCCACCCUAGCGGGUCACUCUGCUGAGAUAAUCGCUCUUUCCUUCAACACGGUUGGGAAUCGUUUAGUCACUGGGUCAUUCGAUCACACACUCACACUGUGGGAUGUACCGUCAGGGAGGCGAAUACACACUCUGAUAGGGCACAGGGGAGAAAUCAGUAGUGUGCAUUUCAACUGGGACUGUUCCCUCAUUGUCUCUGCCUCUAUGGACAAAACCUGCAAGGUGUGGGAAGCUGAGAAUGGCCAAUGUUUGGCGACUUUAAUUGGUCAUGAUGAUGAGUUGCUGGAUGUUUGCUUUAAUUAUACUGGUCAGCUCAUCGCAACAGCUUCUGCAGAUGGUACUUCCAGGGUGUUUAAUGCAGAAACCUACCAGUGUGUAUGUAAACUUGAAGGUCAUGAAGGAGAGAUAUCUAAGGUGUGUUUUAACCCACAGGGAACACGUGUAUUAACAGCGAGUGCGGAUAGGACAGCACGUGUUUGGUGUGUGAACUCUGGCUCGUGUCUGCAGGUGUUGGAGGGACACACUGAUGAGAUCUUCUCUUGUGCCUUCAACUAUGAAGGAGACACCAUCAUUACAGGCAGUAAGGAUAAUACCUGUCGGAUCUGGCGUUGAGACUCGCACACGAAGAGGGCAACCUUCAGUAUUAAAAAACACACACGAACACAUUGUUGAUCUUUUCAGACUUCUAACUUGCAAUAGAAAGAUUGACUUAAUGCUGAGCGUCUGUUCACAUGUAGACACGUAUACACACACACACACACACAGAUACUAGGUGUGUAAGAAAUCCUCCUAUGAAAUCUAUUUGCAUCUCCUGUUCACAUA